AUGGCUUUACCAAAAAGUAACUGCCGCGUCUUAAGCGACAACUCUACGGAAGGCGUUAUGGGGCAAGACGCAUUCUCCUACACUUAUGCGACUUUCAUGGCACUCUUCUGUCUUCUCUGCUUCAUAGGAAACACUCUAAAUUUGGUGGUGCUUCGAAAGCUGACCAACAUAAGUGCACCUCGUAAAGUAGUGUUCUCCUUCCUGUCCUUAUCCGACUUUUGUACGGGUAUUGGUUGGGUACCUUCGGUUCCAGCAGUGGUUCUGAAGGCAUUUCCAUUCGGUCGAGGAUUCUGCGUGUUCUGCUUUUACCUGAUAAUCACGAAUCUGGGUAUAUCCAUCUUCCUUCUUCUCCUUGUCACCUUCGAUUGCUUCAUUGCUGUGGUAUACCCCUACAGAUAUGCAUCCAUGAUCACCACGUUCAGGGUCACAGCAGUAUCUGUCCUUGUUACCAUCGGUUACUACCUAGGAAUGCCCAUUCUGAUGGGAAUAGGUAUUUCUGGAGCUUUCUCAGAUAUCGAAUUUUACCCAAGCGUUGGCAUUUGCUUCGUAAGCUACCGUUCAAAGGGACUCCUAACUUACAGCGUUUACGUAUUUUCAUACGUCCUUAUCUUGUUCGCAAUUCUAAUGACCAUCAUGCAAGGCAUGGUUGCCAAUGUUUCCAGGAAACAGGCACGUCGCAUUGCAGAAUCCGAAGGUCGGUUCCGGGAAAGCGCCCUCACCGAUGUCAAGGACUCCAACCGUGGCACUGAGCGCAACGGUGCUCAAGGUCCACUUCACAUACCGCGUCGCCGUCAACAAUCAGAGCUAAAGGGCGUCCUCGUCUGUAUCGCAGUUUCUGCAUCUUUCUUCGUUUCGUGGUUACCGACGGCUGUGUGGCAAAUUUACACAAUUCAGAAAGGAAGAUGUGUAAAUCCUGCGAUUCUGAUCGUCAUGACUUUGUUUUCAUCUUCGCAAUGUUGGAUUAAUCCCUUUAUAUACAUGAUAAUGAAACGGAGCUACAGGGAACAAGUUAACAAGAUACUGGAUGGGGGUGUCAAGCGAUGUCAAAAACAACAUGAUCAAUUCUAAUUUACAUAUCUUAGUAAAUAAUGCGGGCAUCCUUCCUAGAGGGAUUCAAUGCUAAAAGCAUUGUGGAAUCUUGCCACAAAGAGCUGGCUGACUCUGCAUAAUGACAAAAUAAUAAUAACACUGGUAGCACAUCUAAUGUCAAGU
Lytechinus pictus (painted urchin) is the source of this 1212-nucleotide messenger RNA. RefSeq names its product beta-2 adrenergic receptor-like. The transcript has a single exon. The record is from RefSeq and is a predicted model, not a curated record. Bases 1 to 1068 code for a protein of 355 amino acids. Gene Ontology annotation, molecular function: trace-amine receptor activity. Gene Ontology annotation, biological process: G protein-coupled receptor signaling pathway. Gene Ontology annotation, cellular component: membrane. Lineage: Eukaryota; Metazoa; Echinodermata; Echinoidea; Temnopleuroida; Toxopneustidae.